CCCACCAGAAGCUGUGAAUGGUAGACAGCUGCUCGUAUUUCGCUCCGCUGGUGAGCACCGCGCGCACACCUACAGUAAGCGGUCCUCUGAUGUCAUGUGAAAUAACUGGAAGAAAAGUGGAUUUUUAUACAUAUAACACACGUAUAAAAUCAGCGCUUGAAAAGCGCGGCGUGUUUUGGGUGGUUUCAUUCUGAGGAUUUACGCGCGCUAAAGUGUCCAUGGCACAUUUUACGCACAGCAGAAAGAUUUUUUUGGAGGUUCAAACAAUCAACAACAUGGAUUAAAAAGCAAGUUAUUUUCUGCUUACUUCAGGACAGGUCAAAUGGCGGCACUUCGUAGGAAAUUUGGCGAAGACUACCAGGUGGUUAACACGAAUCGGGCUGACACUUUUUCUGCUCCAGUAAAGAAGAAACGCCAGCGCUUCGUGGACAAGAACGGUCGCUGCAAUGUGCAGCACGGAAACCUCGGUGGGGAGACCAGUAGGUACCUCUCUGACCUCUUCACCACUUUGGUUGACUUAAAGUGGCGAUGGAACAUGCUCAUAUUCAUCCUAACAUACACGAUCGCUUGGCUGGUCAUGGCAUCCAUGUGGUGGAUCAUCGCCUACAUCAGAGGAGACCUGAAUCAUGGCCACGACGCUUCCUACACCCCCUGCGUGGCCAAUGUUUACAAUUUCCCCUCAGCGUUUCUGUUUUUCAUCGAGACUGAGGCCACAAUCGGAUACGGUUACCGGUACAUUACGGAGAAGUGCCCGGAGGGAAUCAUCCUCUUCUUGUUCCAGUCGCUGAUGGGCUCCAUAGUGGACGCUUUCCUCAUCGGCUGCAUGUUCAUAAAAAUGUCACAACCUAAGAAGCGCGCAGAGACGCUCAUGUUCAGUCAGGACGCCGUGAUUUCUCAGCGAGACGGCAAACUUUGCCUCAUGUUCCGUGUGGGCAACCUGCGGAACAGCCACAUGGUGUCCGCUCAGAUCAGGUGCAAACUCAUAAAGUCUCGUCAGACACCUGAGGGCGAGUUCCUGCCUCUGGACCAGUGUGAACUGGAUGUCGGUUUUGGGACGGGUGCAGACCAGCUCUUCUUGGUGUCCCCUCUCACCAUUUGCCAUGAAAUCAAUCCCAAGAGCCCCUUUUUCGACUUAUCUCAGCGCUCUCUCAUGAAUGAAGAGUUUGAGAUUGUUGUUAUCCUCGAGGGCAUCGUGGAGACCACUGGCAUGACCUGCCAGGCCCGGACGUCAUACACCGAGGACGAGGUUUUGUGGGGCCACCGCUUCUUGCCGGUCAUGUCCCUGGAGGAGGGCUUUUUCCGCGUGGACUACUCUCAGUUCCACAGCACGUUCGAGGUACCGACGCCAGCGCACAGCGUCAAGGAGUACGAAGAGAAGAAAUCGCUGCCCUCGCCCGCGCACACCGCACACAGUCCGUCCCCUGCGCUGACCGAGAGCUACGGCGCGCGGCGCGACCGCGUCUUUUCGGUGGACUGCAUCAACACGUCGGACGACAGGAGGAGAGCGACCGGGGGCCGACUGCCGAGCAAGCUGCAGAGGAUGAGUUCAUCCGGGAAGGAGGACCUGCAGAGGAAGGUGCUUCUGCUCAGCUCCCACCACUCGGAGAAGGCCUGCAGCACAGGGGACCUGCCUCUGAAGCUGCAGCGCCUCAGCUCCACGCAAGGACCCGAGGCGGAGAGUCGACUGCACCUCAAGUCGCUCAAGGUGGACUUUGAACCCAUGACCCAGUCUACUGGAGACCUGUACCAGCACAGCCUCAUAGCCACGCCCACACUGUCCCCUGCUCCGGUGCCCAUGCACAGCCCUCUGCUCUCAGCUGGAGGGAGGCCGGAGGACAAUCUGCCUGCAAAGCUACGGAGGAUGAACGCUGACCGCUGAAAGCCGGACCCUCUGAUUAGGGACAGACCCGGGGGACAAGCGCAUGGAAACCGAUUCGGGAGGUGUACUUUACCUGUUUAGGGCUUUGAAAGCGACAAAGUGGGACUUUUUGGACAAUUAAUUGAUGUUUUUUGUCUUGAGACACAAUUUACUGGAAUAACUGUGAUUUUUGUGUUUCAUGGCAUCCAUGCAGGGUUUUUUUUGCACCAAACAAGAAAACACAAGCUUCAUGCUUAAUUUGAACUCGACACAUUCUCACUCCCAACUCGUCAAACGCCGCCUGUUGGCCGGUUUACUUUGCAUCGAAGACAGACCCAGUAGGAUCGCCCUGCAAUGCCUAAUGUCCUUUCAAAAUAAACCUCUGUCCAGAGUUGAGAAAGUUAAGUUUAGGUGACAACAGUUAUUAACAGGCACUUUAUUUUGAGGAAAAAGGACAUGGUUCACGUUAACUUGACAGAUUAUCUCCUCGUGUCACUAUCGCAACUUAGGUGGCGAAAUGUCAAUGUUUACUUUCAGUUUUGCACGGUACACAAACAUUGAGAGUCCUUGCGUCCCUCCAAAGGGGAACUGACGAAGCCGAGGUUUUUGACCAGUUGGGUGUGAGAAUUGGUUGGUUUCUUUGAUUAUUCUACAAGUGCAUGUACACACAAAGUCCAUGUAUCCACCACUACAUUUAAUAAUCAAUCUUAGAUCUAAAUAUAAAUGAUAUGAGGAUAAUAAUAAAUCCUGGUAAUCUCUC
Messenger RNA from Pungitius pungitius (ninespine stickleback), 2618 nucleotides. RefSeq names its product potassium inwardly rectifying channel subfamily J member 19a (gene kcnj19a). The record is from RefSeq and is a predicted model, not a curated record. Gene Ontology annotation, cellular component: plasma membrane. The transcript has 3 exons. NCBI's taxonomy places the organism in Eukaryota, Metazoa, Chordata, Actinopteri, Perciformes, Gasterosteidae. The coding region runs from base 323 to 1879 and encodes 518 amino acids. Gene Ontology annotation, molecular function: G-protein activated inward rectifier potassium channel activity. Gene Ontology annotation, biological process: regulation of monoatomic ion transmembrane transport; potassium ion import across plasma membrane.